CUAAAAUUUGAAAUGUUUCAGCCUUGAUUGGCUUGGUUUGCCCAGGACUGUGGGAUUUCCCAGAUGUGGGAACUUCUGGACUAAAACUGUGGAGAUCCCAGGCAGAUGGGGCAGAGUUGGUCAUCCCACAUGUGCUAUGAAUGGGUGUUUUUGUUUUAAGCCUCAUGCUGAGGGCGGCUAGUUGCCCUGUUUGGGAGCUGCCACUUCAGGUGGAGUCGCUGGUCAUUAAUCCAAGGCCACAGUCCAGAGAUGGCGUCCACCAGCUCUUCAGCAAUCUUCCUCCAAAUGCACCUGAAGUUUUACUAAUUGGCAUAAAGGGAUGUCAGAAAAACACAAUGAGGUGGCUGAAGGAAGAUGUAUUCAGCAAACAGUUUAACAACCAGCACCGGGUCAAAAAGCCCUACUACCGGAGGAAGACCUACUUGUGCUACCAGCUGAAGCUGCUCAAUGGCCCCACACUCGACAAAGGCUGCUUUCAAAACAAGAAACGUCGCCAUGCAGAAAUUCGCUUUAUUGACAAGAUCCGGUCAAUGAGGCUGGACCCAGCCGAGAGCUACGAAAUCACCUGCUAUCUCACGUGGAGCCCCUGCCCCUCCUGUGCCCGGGAACUGGUUGAGUUCAUAAACCACCACCAUCACGAUCACCCCCGCUUGAGACUGCGGAUCUUCACCUCCCGCCUGUACUGCCACUGGCGCAAGAAGCAUCAGGAGGGGCUGCAACUUCUGUGUAAAUCCAACGUCCCAGUGGAUGUCAUGAAACUCCCAGAGUUUACUGACUGCUGGAGAAACUUUGUGGAUGAGGAAAGGCCCUUUGAGGAAUGGGAGAAUCUGGAGCAAUACAGCAACAGCAUAAGCCAACGGCUCGAGAGGAUCCUGAGAUCCUGGAAUGUCAAUGUUUUAACGGAUGACUUCAGAAAUUUGCAACUUGGAUCCCCAUCACCCUCCUCAUCAGCGAGUGACUCAAGAUGACUGUCCCUGGAGCAUCUCAUUGCCUCAUAAAUUGCUGGCCCUUAUGAACACGAAGCAGGCUCCACAUACUUGUCCCUCACCCCAAACCUGGCUCUGACCCAAGUCCAGAAGACCCUUCUUUCUCCUUCAUUCAUUUCUGUUUUCUUUUGUUUUAUAAGUGGGCAAAUAAUUUUAUAAUUGUAAAAAUAAUUUCAAAGUCUGUAAAACCUGAGCACUAUGGUUUGAAUGUGUCCCCUCCAAAAUUCAGAUGUUGCCAGUAUAUUAAGAUGUUGCGGCGUUAAGAUGUUGCGGCGUUAAGAUGUUGCGGUGUUAAGAGGUGGGGCUUUAAGAGGUGACUGGGCCAUGAGGACUCCUCCCUUGUGAAUGGGAUUGAGACCCUUAUAAGAGAGGCUUCACACAGCAUUU
Messenger RNA from Galeopterus variegatus (Sunda flying lemur), 1373 nucleotides. RefSeq names its product apolipoprotein B mRNA editing enzyme, catalytic polypeptide-like 3H (gene APOBEC3H). Gene Ontology annotation, cellular component: cytoplasm; P-body; nucleus. The transcript has 5 exons. Gene Ontology annotation, biological process: negative regulation of single stranded viral RNA replication via double stranded DNA intermediate; DNA cytosine deamination; defense response to virus. The record is from RefSeq and is a predicted model, not a curated record. Gene Ontology annotation, molecular function: RNA binding; cytidine deaminase activity; zinc ion binding. Bases 141 to 968 code for a protein of 275 amino acids. Lineage: Eukaryota; Metazoa; Chordata; Mammalia; Dermoptera; Cynocephalidae.